AUGUCUAGACCUCGGGAGCCACCUCGACCUGAUCUUUCCAAGACUUUCUGGACACCACCAUUCCCCUGUCAAGAAACAGGUGUCGUGAGACGAGCGCACCCGAUCCCCAAAUGGGGAGACUACAACUCCAACACUGGCCUAUAUAUCUGGCAGAUAGUAAGAUUCUGGGGACGCGUCACUCCUGCUUACGCAUCGAAGAUCAAACGCGCGCUGGCAGGCAUGUGGUAUGGUGUUGAGAACGACCCACGCUGCAAUCACUGCGAGAAGAAGGAUCGCUUUUGUACACGAGUGACGACCGACGUUCGUGGUGUCACAAUAUGUGCAAGAUGUCUGAUAAGACCAGAGAGUCACUGUUCCUUUGCCAAUGGGGACAAGAGGAAUCUCAGUGCCACGAAUGCGGUUAGCGGUAACGGAGAUGAAAAUAAAGCAAGGGAAGGCUCAGACGAUGAAUCUCUUGCGAGAUGGCACAAAAGGCUUAAAGAAGCAGAGGAACAACGGGCAUGCCAGAAGCCUGUAAAGAGCCAUGGAAGGCGAAGGCUCAUUGUUCAGGAUGAUUCAGACGAUGAUCUCCCUGUCAAAACCGUCCUAGACCGUCGCAGAGCCAACGGUCGGCAUGAGGUUAACACCGCAGAGGCACCAUCAGAUGGCCUACAAUCACCUUCGUUGUCUUCCCUCUUCGGCACUCCAUCCGGAACGUCUCCUGUCUCAAGACCGACAACACCUCCUGGCAAUCAGGCGCUCCUCUUGAAAGACGGUUCCAAUAGCGGGCCCGUUGACAAAGGCAGGGGAGGGCAUGGGAGUAGAGGCGGCUACUUUGGCGCCCAGGGUCCCACCGAGGGACCUCCGAUCAACGCCCCCAAGGAACCUAGAGCGAUGCGUGAGGUUGUCUCCAACAGAACCAGCUAUCCAGCAGGAGGAAAAGCUCAGAUCGAAGAAUGUCUGUGUGCUCUAGAGGCCGAGAACAAUCGAUACCGGGCUGAACAGGGUUUGGGCCGAGACCGCAUUGUACAGCUCGAAGAACAGAUCAGCCUCCUUGGACAACAACAAGACCAUAAGCUCAAGCAAGCGAUACUUGAUAUCAGGGAGAUGGUGAACCAUGCCAUCAACCAGAUGAUAACGCGAUGA
Aureobasidium namibiae CBS 147.97 is the source of this 1125-nucleotide messenger RNA. RefSeq lists its product as uncharacterized. The record is from RefSeq and is a predicted model, not a curated record. NCBI's taxonomy places the organism in Eukaryota, Fungi, Ascomycota, Dothideomycetes, Dothideales, Saccotheciaceae. The transcript is spliced from 3 exons. Bases 1 to 1125 code for a protein of 374 amino acids.